GCACGCAUCGCCGCAUACGCCGGCCUUCUGGUGAGUGAACGUAGUCCUUUGAGACGACCGCGGAGCAACAAGGAGAUGAGCGUCGCUGCCGCAAUUAGGCUUCGCCAGCGAGAGACAAUAGCAUUCUAGGCUGAUCAUGCGGCCACAAUACCGUCGCGCGAUCUGCCCCCCAUCUGCCCGCUUCGUCGCUCGCUGCACUGCCUCACUGCACGCUCACCGUCCCGGCAUCCAUACAUCGACCCUCUACACACCCACUAUAUGCGUAAUUUGAUCGCGGCCAUGUCAGCUGACCAUGCUGCAAUAUAGCCGCCAACAGACUUCGACGCUUCCGCCGACACGGUCACGCGAACCGACCUCAUGCUUGACGCGCUUCAGCUGCGGCGCCAUACGAGAUAAAGUGCCUGCAGUUUACCGAUGCACUGCGCUUACCCGACAGGCCAGAUGCACUUGACAAAGCGAGAGCAUGACACCUUCCGUUGACCACUCGCCGCAAUUAUCGCUUCCAUCUUCCCUAUCCGGGAGGCGCCUCUUCUCGCGGCUUGCCUCACCAUUUACGACCAAAUCUCGCUCGAUCGCUGACUUUUACAUCGACAUCGAUGAGCCGUACAAGAACUAUGGGCCAGGGGAUGUGGUGAGCGGCAGUGUAAGGGUGCGCGCGAUCCGGCCGACACGCGUCACUCAUCUGGUAGUGUGUUUGCAUGGCUUUGCACAGGUUUACCGCAAUCCUGGUUCACCAGGAGAUGGUUUUCGAGGCAUUGGCGGGUACCUAGGACCUCUACGUGGAAAGAGGUCCGGUGAAUAUUUCGGCAAUGGCUUCGCGUCGUUGUUCGAGGAUGAGGUCGUACUCUGCGGCGACGGUAGGUUGGCGGACGGAGCAUACCAGUUCAACUUUGAACUACAGUUUCCGGACAAAGACCUGCCUAGCAGCGUGGAGUUCGAACGAGGUGCUAUAUCGUAUAUGGUCACGGCCACCAUGACGCGGCCAACCACUAUGUCGCCGACAAUGACGUGUGACCGCACGGUCCCUUUUCUGGGUUUGGUCGACAUAUCGACUCUUUAUCCGCCCAAACCGCGAACCAUUACGCUCGAGCCGCUGUCAAAACGAUCACGCACCAAGCAUCAAACACGCAGGCUGGUGGACCCUUCUGAGCGUCGCAGCCGCAAGGCAGAGUCUACUUACCAACUCGAAACAGACCAAUCGAGCAGGCUUUCUUCGAACCCGAGCAUGCGGACCAGGAGUGAUGACCACAUUAGCCCAGCUCCGAGCGAGGCAAGUUUCGACAGUACAGCCAGCAGUAGCCAGCAGGCAUCUGAUUCCGGACGAAACCGGGCAUCGGCAACUGGCAGUAGCAUAAGCAAGUUGAAUGCAAGUAAGACCUCACUUGCUGAUAAAACCAUCACAGCUGUGAUUGAGCCGCUCGUUGGAGGGUGUCUGCGAGGUGGCAACGUCGGCAUCCGAGUCAGUGUCGACCAUGUCAAACCGGUUCGCAGCCUCAAGGGCGUGAUAGUAACGCUUUACCGUCAAGCUCGCGUCGAUAUGCACCCAGCGAUACCGCUCGGACCGACGGAGAAAGGGUCUGAAUCGAAGUACGAGGAUUACUAUCCAAAGUCCGUGACAGGGCUAGGCGGCUUGUCCCUGUCCGGCGCUGGAUCAAGUCACACCUUCCGUAAAGACCUGGCCCAGGUUACGUUGCCAUUGUAUGUCAAUCCUGCAAACUUGACUGCAGAGGUAACUGCCAGGUUACAAGUACCGGCGGAGAUCUUUCCAACGAUCAGUACAGUACCUGGCGGCAUGAUCGACUUCAAGUACCUUGUCGAAGUCGUCGUGGAUAUUCAAGGGAGACUCGGCAGCACAGAGCGUCAAUUAGCAAAUCUCAUGGCCCUCACCAACAACCCGGCGCAGGCUGGACAUUAUGACGGCAGCGAGCCGUCUUAUUCACCCUCUGGAUCUGCGAUAAUCGACACGACGCCCAUUCGCCGCGAUAAGAGUGUUAUUUCGGCUUCAUUCGAAGUUAUUGUGGGCACGAAGGAAAGCGAGAAGCUUAGAGGCAAACGAAGGCAGGAGUCUGAGAUGGAAGCACAGCCUCCAGAACCCGAGGCCGACUUAUCAGUGCAACAGUACAUAGCACCCAGCACUGAUGUUGCUGAAGAAGGCUACGAUGCGAACGGGUACUGGACUCAAGAAGUCCACACGGUCCAUAACGGAGGAUGGUACCAUCCGUACGCUUAUCAGGAAGAGUACAACGGACAGGCUUACGAAGGUGCCGGUAUGCACGAACAUACGGCGUACGACGAGCCUCCACCGCCCGUUCCUAUGCCUCACCUUACAGACGAGUCGCAGAUGUCGGAGAAGGAGCGUAUACGGCUAGCAGAAGCGCGUCUGCUACCCAGCCAGCCACCAAGUGCAGAAGCGGGGUUUUCCGGCGGAGUGGCUGGAGGCGCAACUGCACCGUUUCUCCCUGGCGCAGAUGGGGCGGAAGCAGGUACUGUCCAUGGACAUAUCGUGUCCAGGUACGUUGCUGAUCCGCAAGCCAAUGAGCAUAUCGAUCCCGAACAGAGGCAACCAGAUGUCUCCGCCUCCUAUGCGCCUGCGCCUGCGCCUGCUUACGAGCAAUCUGACCCCGGUCCUGCGUCUCGGAUUGCAGUUCUCGCUGCCAAUGAUGACAAGAAUGAUCUUCAACAACGCAGGCUCGAGCUUGCGGCAUCAGCACCGCCUAGCGAGGAUUUCACCGAAGAUGCAAUUGCUGCCAACUUAUUUCAACCCUCUGCGCCAACGGAGGACGACGCAGCUUUGCCAUCUCACACUCAUGAUAGCCAUGCAGAAGCGUCUGGAUUUUCAGGCUUACCGAUGUAUGAGAGAUAAGAUUUGUUUGGAGUUUGGGAGUGAAGGAUGUGUUCAUCCCUUGGAAUGGUUAUUUAGACAUGUCGUUGGGCCCUGCUAGCAGCCAGACACGUGUUGGUAGAUGUCGAAGAUUUGCGGUUCGCACGCACCGAAUGCCUUAUCGUCUAUGUGUGUUGAGUAACAUCCAUCG
Molecule: messenger RNA, 3032 nt
Organism: Baudoinia panamericana UAMH 10762
Lineage: Eukaryota; Fungi; Ascomycota; Dothideomycetes; Mycosphaerellales; Teratosphaeriaceae
Exons: 2
Coding region: 464-2863 (799 amino acids)
Biological process (GO): ubiquitin-dependent endocytosis
Cellular component (GO): plasma membrane; cytoplasm; cytosol
Molecular function (GO): protein-macromolecule adaptor activity; ubiquitin protein ligase binding
Source: RefSeq, a predicted model, not a curated record